This is a messenger RNA of Vidua macroura (Pin-tailed whydah), 1652 nucleotides long. It is a transcript of the gene ELOVL2, whose product is annotated as ELOVL fatty acid elongase 2. The transcript has 8 exons. Gene Ontology annotation, biological process: fatty acid elongation, monounsaturated fatty acid; sphingolipid biosynthetic process; fatty acid elongation, polyunsaturated fatty acid. Gene Ontology annotation, cellular component: endoplasmic reticulum membrane; endoplasmic reticulum. Bases 412 to 1305 code for a protein of 297 amino acids. The record is from RefSeq and is a predicted model, not a curated record. Gene Ontology annotation, molecular function: fatty acid elongase activity. Lineage: Eukaryota; Metazoa; Chordata; Aves; Passeriformes; Viduidae.
GUUCAGUUUGUAAAUACGAGUGCUGGGCCAUAGACCAAACCCAAGCUGAAUCCAACAGAUUCAGUGACCCUGUUUGCUCCCAAAGUGGCCCGACAGUGAAUGAAUCUUCCCGACAGGGUAGAUUCCAACAAAGGCAAACGGCCACCAUCUGCCGUGACAGCUGGGUGGGUGAUGGCACAGCACCACAGAACCUCUCCUCCUGCUCAGAUACUGCUCCCCACCGCCUCCCCAUCCCUCAGCUUUGCUCUUCCCUCCCUCGGAGGAGCCCCGGCCGUCCCUCCCGCCCCGUGCCCGCCCUCGCCGGGGCCGGGAGGAGGCGGUGCCUUAUAGGGCGGGCGCGGGGGCCGCGCCUGCAGAGCCGCGCCGAGCCCGGCGAUACCCUGGACAGCGCCGCGCCGCCGCUCCGCCGCCAUGGAGACCCUGAAAGCUUUUGACCGGGAAGUAAAUGCAUUUGUGGACUACAUGUUUGGACCUCGAGAUGCCAGGGUUAGAGGAUGGUUCCUUUUGGACUCUUACCUUCCCACAUUUUUCCUUACUGGAGCAUAUCUACUCUGCAUAUGGCUGGGCAACAAGUUCAUGAAGAACAGGCCUCCUUUCUCUCUCAGACCUCACCUCAUUGUGUAUAACCUGGGCAUCACACUGCUCUCCUUCUACAUGCUCAUAGAGCUCAUCCUUGCCACGUGGGAAGGCGGCUACAACUUGCAGUGCCAGAACCUCCACAGUGCAGGGGAGGCCGAUAUCCGGGUAGCCAAGGUGCUGUGGUGGUAUUAUUUUUCCAAAGUAAUUGAAUUCAUGGACACUAUCUUCUUUGUACUGAGAAAGAAAAGCAGCCAGAUCACCUUCCUUCACGUGUAUCACCAUGCCACUAUGUUUAACAUUUGGUGGUGUGUUCUGAACUGGAUACCUUGUGGGCAGAGCUUCUUUGGACCCACUUUGAAUAGCUUUAUCCAUGUGCUUAUGUAUUCUUACUAUGGACUGUCAGUCAUCCCUUCCAUGCACAAAUAUCUCUGGUGGAAGAAAUACCUCACUCAGGCACAACUGAUCCAGUUUCUGCUCACUAUUGUGCACACACUCAGCGCAGCUGUGAAGCCAUGUGGAUUCCCAUUUGGCUGCCUCAUGUUCCAGUCCUCCUACAUGGCCACACUGGUCAUCCUCUUCAUCAACUUCUACAUUAAGACAUAUCGGAAAGCACCUUCAAGAACAGCUGCAAAGGAAACCCCUGUCACAACAGAAAUCAAGAAUGGUUUCCAUAAGGACUACUUUGCUGCUGCCAAUGGAUUGCAGAAUAAUAAGAAGGCACAAUAAGUAUAGUGUUUCCUAUGAUUUUUUUUUUCUAAAGAGAAAAAGAAGAAAAAAGACUGAAUUACAAGCUUUAGCUUAAAACCUAUUUGAUUACAUUUAUCAGUUCUUUGUACCAGACACUUAUUAAUGUAUUGCUAUUUAGGUUUUAACAAAAUGAAUAGAAUUACUUGUCUUGUCAAAGAUCACCAUCAGAACAAAGAAAGCCAACAUCUUUCUCAUAUGAAAAAGAAAACCUUUCUGAUCUCUAAUGCUGACACAAAAACGCCUUAUGAAACACUUGAUGGAUAAAUCCAUCAAUGCCUUCAAAAGGUUAGGACUCUAUUCAGACUAACAUGGUGAGCACUUCUGUG